AGUUUCGAACCGAGGGCUUUUUGCGUACGAACCUUUGCCCUCAAGAUCAAAAAAGGUCCGGCACAGAUCGAGGGGGAGACGAGCGGAGAGAUCUCUUCUGCAAAAUGGUGGCGAAACCGAUUGCGAGUCCGAUUCCGGUGACCAUGUAUCCCACAUUAGCGGUUUUCACACUGGCCAUUGGCCUCUUCAUUACCGCUUCGUUCUUCAUCUAUGAAGCUACAUCCUCUAGAAAAAACCGAAGCCUCGGAAAGGAGCUUGUGACCGCGGCAAUAGCGUCUGUCUUCUUGGGUUUCGGAUCGUUGUUUCUGCUGCUAGCUAGCGGUGUUUAUGUCUGAUCCUCGCAACCUGUUGUCCGAAAGACGGCGACCUUUUUUUUUUGUUUACGCGAUUCUUAGUUAUAGAUUAUCGAUGUCAGUGUUACCGCGAUUCAGUUGGAAAAGCACCAUGAACGCUCAUCUUAGCGUUUUGAGGUCCAAAAAGACGUGUGUUUUCUGAUUCAUUCGUUCACAUCUUGGCGUUUCCACGAACGCAAGUCUUCAGCGUUUACGACUCGGGUCCUCAAUGCGCGUUGCGUUAAUGAAUCUCGAAAAUAUUUCAUGA
Molecule: messenger RNA, 600 nt
Organism: Tarenaya hassleriana
Lineage: Eukaryota; Viridiplantae; Streptophyta; Magnoliopsida; Brassicales; Cleomaceae
Product: transmembrane protein 258-like
Exons: 4
Coding region: 105-335 (76 amino acids)
Biological process (GO): protein N-linked glycosylation
Cellular component (GO): membrane-bounded organelle
Source: RefSeq, a predicted model, not a curated record